This is a messenger RNA of Pogoniulus pusillus (Red-fronted tinkerbird), 1178 nucleotides long. RefSeq names its product DNA polymerase epsilon subunit 3-like. Bases 31 to 462 code for a protein of 143 amino acids. Gene Ontology annotation, biological process: DNA damage response; leading strand elongation; heterochromatin formation. Gene Ontology annotation, molecular function: chromatin DNA binding; protein heterodimerization activity. The transcript is spliced from 2 exons. The record is from RefSeq and is a predicted model, not a curated record. Lineage: Eukaryota; Metazoa; Chordata; Aves; Piciformes; Lybiidae. Gene Ontology annotation, cellular component: CHRAC; epsilon DNA polymerase complex.
CGCUCCUCUCUGCCUCGCAGGUGGCCCAGGAUGGCCGAGAGACUGGAGGACCUGAACCUGCCCAACGCCGUCAUCACCCGCAUCAUCAAGGAGGCGCUUCCUGAUGGUGUGAAUAUCUCCAAAGAGGCUCGGAGUGCCAUAUCCCGGGCAGCAACUGUCUUUGUGCUUUAUGCCACAUCAUGUGCAAAUAACUUUGCCAUGAAGGGGAAGAGGAAGAUGCUGAAUGCUGGCGGUGUCCUCUCUGCCAUGGAGGAGAUGGAGUUCCAGAGAUUCGUAGCCCCUCUGAAAGAAUCACUGGAAGUUUACAGACGUGAUCAGAAAGGGAAGAAAGAAGCAAGGAAAGAUAAAGACAAGAAGACAGACUCAGAGGAGCAAGAUAAGAGCCGAGAGGAGGAGAAUGAUGAUGAUGACGAGAGGAUGGAGGAGGAAGAGCAAAAUGAUGAGGAGGAGGUGGACAACUGAGCCUGCUGAGGCAUGCAGAGGGGCUGGGUGUUGUUUGGAGAGCUGUAAAUGAGCCUUGCUGUGUUCCCUCAUCUUUCCAGUAGAGCUUCAGGCUGUACCUCUGCAGCCUUUUUGGCUUUGACCUGUACAUAGAGGACUUCUGCUCACACUUUCUCCUGGAGGAAGGUGUCCUCCGAGCUCACAGGGCUUGCCACUGGUUCUGGGCAGUCUGGGCUUUUUAUACUGGGUUGGCUGUGAAAGAGAGCGGAAGAACCAUCAGGUACUCAGUACAGAAGCAGCCAGAAGAGAAACUGGAACAAGCUCCUUAAACUGAGUCAGGAGCUGGAUCCAACAUCAUUAUUAACCCUUUGGGGUUUAGAACCUACACGAUGGUGUUGGCAGGCUGGGAAGCUGAACACUGAAGCUUUUAAUCCAAGUGAUUUGGGUUUUUACUUUGUUUUCUUGCAUUCUGGCUGUGCCUUCUCUUCCUACUCCAGCUGUGACAGUCAUCCUGUGUCCUUCAGCCAUGCCAGCUGUGUGCAGCUGUACGAGGAGCUGUGGGCUGCUUGGCUGACUCUUGCCCAAGUCAACCUAAGACAGGAAGAUUGCAGCACUGGAUGUAAAUUAAAUACCCAUAGAGCUUGGUAUGUGUCUUGAAAGGCAUGAGAGGUCCUUCUUUGGCCUCUGACAGUCAUUCCAGAGAGGUAGGCAGGCCCCAAGAGGUUGAUGAUGAGGGA